Apis mellifera (honey bee) is the source of this 3878-nucleotide messenger RNA. Its product is annotated as A disintegrin and metalloproteinase with thrombospondin motifs 7. Gene Ontology annotation, molecular function: metalloendopeptidase activity. NCBI's taxonomy places the organism in Eukaryota, Metazoa, Arthropoda, Insecta, Hymenoptera, Apidae. Gene Ontology annotation, biological process: extracellular matrix organization; proteolysis. The record is from RefSeq and is a predicted model, not a curated record. Bases 70 to 2745 code for a protein of 891 amino acids. Gene Ontology annotation, cellular component: extracellular matrix. The transcript has 15 exons.
GUCGUCUACAAAAAGAGGCCGCACGAAUUCGGGAGGAACGCCGAGAUUCUCUGUAAUGUCACCGGCAAUAUGGCCAAAACCAUUGCCAAGCGCGCUUUCAGUUCGCAGAAACGCCACCCACCCAAGAACCAGGCCAAUUCGUACACGAUGGAACUGUUGCUGGUACUCGACAAGACCGUUCUCGAUUAUCACAAGGAUUUCGACGUCGAGAAUUACGCGCUCACCCUGCUCAACAUGGCCGCGGCGUUGCUGCACGACGUCAGUUUAGGAAUAAAUAUGGAAUUGACCAUUGUCAGGAUUAUAAGAAUGCUCGUCCAAGAGAAUGAGAUGAGCUUAACUAUAACUAAAGACACGAACGCUACCCUGAAAUAUUUCCAAAAGUGGCAACGAAUGAUUAACCCCGGGGACGAUACACACCCGAAUCACCACGACUGUGCCAUUCUGAUUACAAAGAGUAACAUCUGCGAUUCACCGAGCGUGUGUGGCUUCACCGGUACCUCGACGAUCGCUGGAACUUGCGACCCUUUGAAAGGCGCUGCCAUUAUAAACGACGUUGGCCUACACACGGGAUACCACAUCGCCCACCACCUCGGCCACACGCUAGGUAUGUCGCACGACGUCAAAGAGGAAAAUGGGUGUCCGGGCAUUAUUCAUCACGAAAAUUACAUCGAAACGACGGUCAUGCAUCCCGGUAACUUGUACAUCACGCGAAAGUGGUCCGUGUGUUCGAAAGAGUCGCUGAGAUUGUACAUCGAAACAGAUUUAGGAUUCUGUUUGGUGGACAAGCAGCAAAAUUACGAGUUCCCCAGCACGGAACUUCUUCCAGGUGUGAUGUACAACGCGGACGACCAGUGUCGAAUAGAGUACGGUCUCGAGGCCCGCCAUUGCGAUUUGGAGGUGAAGUGCGAGAGCCUGAGGUGCGCCAUUCCGGGAAAGGGUUGCGUGUCCACGAUGGAACCAGUGGCUGACGGCACGCGCUGCGGGGAGAACAGGUGGUGUUACGGAAUGAAAUGUCUGCUGGUCGGAGAAAGGCCUGGUGUCGUAGACGGUGGUUGGAGCAAUUGGUCACCUUGGAGUCGAUGCUCACGAACCUGCGGUUCCGGCGUCACACUCUCGGUCAGGCGAUGCGUCAAUCCUGUCCCGUCGAAUGGCGGCGCUUUCUGCAGAGGCGACAGAAAACGUCACAAAAUAUGCACCACCGAGCCGUGCGACGUAGGCGCCCCCUCGUUCCGCGAUGUCCAGUGCAGCGGAUACAACAACUGGAUCUUCCCAGAAGACGGGAAACUUCACCAAUGGUCCGAGUACAAGCUGCCCGAGGAUCUGAGAAUAUCGGAGAACCCGUGCACGCUUUACUGCGUGAACGAGAAGAACGUGGUCGCCUCGCUGAACCCGAGGGUCGUGGACGGCACCACCUGCUACAGGGGUAUCCGGAACAUUUGCAUCGGUGGUAUCUGCCGCGAGAUACCCUGCGAUCUCAACAUGGAAUCGAACGCCAUUGAGGAUGCGUGCGGCGUGUGCAAGGGGAAUGGGACCUCGUGCAGCCUCAAGUCGUACACGACGACGAUCGUGCAAGCGUCACGCCCGACGAAACUGGUCGAGAUCCCUCUCGACGCGACCAACGUCCGUGUCGAGGAGAUGGAACCCUCGAAAUCCAGGAUAAUGGUGUGGAGCAAGGAUGAGAAGCCGUUGAUUCGUGGGGAUCGUUUAGGAUUGUACGAGAUUGCGGGCAUGAAGGCGUGGUUAGGGGCGAUAAGAUUGAACCAGGAGACUCUCGUCAUACCAGGACCCAUCUUCGAGGAGUUGAUUAUAUUGAUUCUGCCGAAAGAGAACGUGACGGUGAGGUAUUCGUUCGGCGUGAGAGAGAAGAGCCCUCGUAAGCCCGAGUUCUCGUGGAACUUUCUCGACUGGGAAGAGUGCAACGCGAAUUGCGGCCCAGGCGAGCAGAUUUCCAAGCCUCGUUGCCUGGAGAAACACGCGGGCUUAGUGGAUGACACUUUCUGCAAAAGCAUGGCGAGGCCGCAGGAAAAAGUGAGACCCUGUUAUCGGGCGCCCUGUGUCCCGAGAUGGGUGCUCGGUGAUUGGCAAGGGUGCACAUCCUGCACGUUCCGUUGCGAGAACACGCGAUCCGUCAAAUGCGUACGCCCCGUCGGUCAUUCAGAGCAGGAUGUAGAUAUUAUCGCUGACAGCUACUGCGAAGGGCCGAAGCCGAAGGAACGGGAGCCCUGCGCCGGCCGGGAGAAACGUAGUAACGAUAAUAUUCCAACAACACGCUCGAAGCGAUGGCAAAAAGAUUCGGACGAAAAGAAAUUACGAAUUAAAAGGAAGCACGAAGAAGAGGAAGACGACGACGACGAUGACGACGACGAUGAGGAGGAGGAGGAGAGGCACGAAGAAGAGGAGGAGGAAAGAGAAGAAGAGGAGGAGGAAAGAGAAGAAGAGGAAGAAGAAAGAGAAGAAGAGGAAGAGGAAGAAGAAGAGAAAGAAGAGAAAAAGGAGGAAGAGGAUAGACUGAGAAUUCAGCAGAUAAAGAAGGGCGAAGAGGUGAUCGACAGCAAGGAUGUUCAUAAUUUAACCUUAAACAUCAUUUUGGAACACGAUGCAACCGGCGCCUUGAUUUUCCCCAAGGAUUUCGUGCCUCAACCACCGUCCAACAGUACCGUGUUUACUUUGGUUGGAAUGGAUGCGGUCAAGUAUAUUCAAAAAAUUCAAGAAGAUGCCGUGACUCCCUCUAAACGACAUUCUUAACGAGUUAACCUAAUUGAAAAUCGAUACAUACAUUAUUCGCGUUAUGAUUGUGUGCCCAGAGAUCUGUGUAUUAAUCGUUCUAAUUAUGAUUAAUUUAAUAUAUACGUGCAUUAUGUACAUUACACGAAAUGCAUUAAAUAUCACGUUUCAAUGCGAGAAUGGCCGUCUCUUUAAACGAUUAAAACAUUGUGACAUUGAUGGAAAUGAUUGAGCGUAGAUGUGAAUCUAUCUGCAAUACCGACCGAGCAGGCGUAAGAUAAUUUCGUAAUAAAUCGACUUGGCGUUAAAAUAUUAAUUCGUCGAUUAAAAACACGAUAGUACCGGCAGAAACCGCCGGCACUGUCACUGUUACGCUUGCAUUUUGUUUCAUCGUUGCCGUUCAAUUUGCCGUCAGAUUACGCACGCUUGCCAGGAAAUCGAAUUAUAUUCGACGCGGAUCGGGCUUUUAUCCGAUAUAUCCUAUUGAAUUGAAUCAAGUGUGCAUACGUUAAAUAUCGUUGAAAUAUAAGAGAGAGAGAGAGAGAAAGAAACUUGACACGUAUUUAAUAUAUAUAAUUUAAUUAGCUUAUCUAUAUUUCUCGAUACUUCUAAAUACAUACUCUUACAAUACGAUACUUUUAAACGCUCUCUUAAACGUUAUUCGAAUAAAGUAUCCAAUUAUCAUUAUUAUUAUUAUUAUAAUAAUAUCAAUAUUAGUUAUUUAAACUGUACAAAGACGAUGCACUUGGAUUUAUCUUGAAUUAAUUCGAUAAUAACAUACCAUUUUUCAAAUUGCUUGAAGUUUCACAGUGUUCGGAGAGGGGGAGGAGAAGAGAGGGUAGAGAGUGGAGGAAAGAAAAAUAUUAUUUCAAUUUUCCAAACUUCGUUUCGUUCAAAAACCUCGAAUUAAUAUAAAUUCACGAAUAUAAAUCCGAAUAUUCAAAUAUCAUAUAUCGAUCUUCGAAAAUUAUAUUAUAUAUAUAUCCUUUCUUUAAAACGGAAUAUCUCCCAUUAAUUUUGACUCUCUGACCCAAUUGCUUCGAUUAAACGACCAACCAUCGACCGACCAAUUCCAAAUAACAUCCGCUCGUCACGAUUCGAACCAUCGAUUCCCGAAUCCUAAUCCUAACCCGAUGCGCGACCAUCCUGUCGAA